Molecule: messenger RNA, 2316 nt
Organism: Drosophila obscura
Lineage: Eukaryota; Metazoa; Arthropoda; Insecta; Diptera; Drosophilidae
Gene: stet
Product: protein rhomboid
Exons: 7
Coding region: 81-1550 (489 amino acids)
Cellular component (GO): membrane
Molecular function (GO): serine-type endopeptidase activity
Source: RefSeq, a predicted model, not a curated record
CUGUUUCUACAAUCGCUGCCACUACUUUAAGAACACCCUAAAACCCUACACAACCCAUAAAUAUUUAAACCUGGAUCAGCAUGUGGCCUGGCUCCGAGCGAGGCAGCUCGCGGGCACUGGAGAUCAUCCCAACGAGUCAGCAGAAUGCCGGCGGUAGUAGUCAACAGGAGACGCUGGCCGAUAUCGAGCAUAUAUCCACCAUAGCUGGAUCGCUGGCCUCCAUAGGAUCCAUAUCGCACACACAAAUGAGAUAUCAAUGUACAAAUGAUGCUGGCUAUGAUACGGAACACACCUCCCUAAACUCAGACUUUGAUGAGGCUGAACUGCGAAGGGAGUUGCUGAGAGAUAAAUGGAAACUCCUCUUUGAUAUGUUUGAUCCUGAAGGUUUUGGUGAAAUAUGCGUCACGGAAUUCCUAUUGGCCCUCACAUCGCCGGAAUUUCUAUCCCAAGUGCCUAUGAACAAGCGGGAGCUGCUGCUGGAGCGCGCUAAGAAGGCCCAAAUGCCCACUGGGCCGGGCUAUGUAACGUUUCAGGACUUUGUCAAUGUGAUGAGCGGCAAGCGAACGCGCAGCUUUAAAUGUGCCGUCCAUCAUCGGGAUCGCGAGGUCUGCUCUGAGAACGAUUUUCAGCUGGUGCUGAGCGAACCGCCGCUCUUUCGAAAGAUGGUGCAUGCUGUGGCCAUGGAAAUCCUCCCCGAAGAGCGGGAUCGCAAGUAUUAUGCAGAUCGAUACACCUGCUGUCCACCGCCCUUCUUCAUUAUCCUUGUGACAGUCGUGGAGUUGGGUUUCUUUGUGUAUCACACGAUGGUCACGGGCGAGGCGGCACCACGAGGACCCAUACCCACCGAUUCGAUGUUCAUCUACCGACCGGACAAGCGGCACGAGAUCUGGCGGUUUCUCUGCUACAUGGUGCUGCACGCUGGAUGGCUGCAUUUGGGCUUCAAUGUGGCCGUGCAGCUGCUGUUCGGCCUGCCGCUGGAGAUGGUCCAUGGGUCGACGAGGAUCGGCUGCAUUUACUUCUCGGGCGUGCUGGCUGGAUCGCUGGGCACCAGCAUCUUCGAUCCGGAAGUGUAUCUGGUGGGCGCCAGUGGCGGUGUCUACGCUCUGUUGGCCGCCCAUCUGGCGAAUGUUCUGCUCAACUAUCACCAAAUGCGAUAUGGAGUGGUACGACUGCUGCAUAUAUUAGUUUUUGUUUCAUUUGAUUUUGGUUUCGCCAUCUAUGCGCGUUAUGCCGGCGAGGAUGUGAUGCUGUCGAGUGCCGCCGUUAGUGAAGUACAGCAUGUCACAGAUUCCACGGAAACUGUGGCCGCCGUCUCCUUUGUGGCCCAUCUGGCGGGUGCUGUGGCGGGCCUCACCAUCGGGCUGCUGGUGCUGAAGAGUUUCGAGCAGAAGCUGCACGAGAAUCUCCUCUGGUGGAUUGCCCUUGGCUCCUACUCGGCCCUGGUGGUCUUUGCCAUUGCCUUCAACAUACUGCAUGGCUUUGCUUUGUUUAAUAUGCGCAUGGAGAAGAUACGCGUCACGGAGACGUACUUCAGCGACUUUCAGGUGUGAGAGGGAUUGAAGAUCCCUGGAACCUGGAUUCAUGCUGGAUCCUGCUUUGUUUUUCGUAUUUUUGGUUACAUUUUUGGAUCAUUUCUGUUUCAUUUGUGUUCCGUUGGAGUUUUUAUUGUUUUUCGAACGGCGAUUAAGUUUCCAGUUUUUCCAGUUUAAUUGUUUUUGUAAUGUGCGUAUCUGCAUCAAUCAGAUAUAUCGAGCACUAUAUAUCUAUAUAUAUAUAUUUAUUAUAUAUAGGGGACAAAUCGUGUCGUGUAAUCAUUAUAUUAUGUUCUGUUUUUGAUAGUUAAGUACAAAGAAUCGAUGGAAAAAGUAUCAGAAUCAUUGAAACGAGAGAUAUUUACAACAAAUCGAACUGAUUAGGUGUAACAAAAUGCUCAAGGAAUUCGAUAUAUAUGUAGGUAUAUCUAUAAAUGCAAGACUUUCUAGGGAAUAAUGCCAUCAAGGAAUCAAUUUAAGCUGAACAAAAAUAAAUAUAGAUGCCGAUAUUGGCAAUGCAAUAUUUAUACGAAAUUCGUACAGGCCUUAAUACACACACACAUUGAUAUGAUGAUAAUUCCUACCUCAGCAUAAAAAUAUAGCUUACAAAAGUAUGAUUUAAUUGGUUUCAAUUUGAUAUAGCCGCAACACUGCCAGAUUUUGUGGAUAAAUUAAGGGACUAGGCACCAAACCAAUCGAUAUUUGCAUAGAUAUAUACACCUUUUGUAUUUACAAUGUUUGUUGUACUUGUAAAUAAAUUGAAUAAAAUCGGCCAUUAUUUUCA